This is a messenger RNA of Drosophila suzukii, 279 nucleotides long. It is a transcript of the gene IM18, whose product is annotated as Immune induced molecule 18. The record is from RefSeq and is a predicted model, not a curated record. NCBI's taxonomy places the organism in Eukaryota, Metazoa, Arthropoda, Insecta, Diptera, Drosophilidae.
AAACAUCUGAGAUUGCCAACCAUGAAGCUGUUUGCCCUGUGCUGCCUACUAAUUUUGGGUCUUCUGGCAUGCCUGCCCACUCCCGGGGCUGCCUCGCCAUCUCGUGACAGUGGAUCGCGACCGGGAUCAGGAUCAAGAUCCGGUAAUCCCUUCCAUCCACCACCUCCACAACAACGACCAUUCUACUACGAUGCACCAGUUAGAAGACAACCAUCCAAUACAAUGUACGCUUAAACGAUAACAAUGCAACAAUAAAAACGAGCGAGUAUGAAUCGGGGA